UUGUUUUGAACGGAAGCCAUCGCCAUGCUUAUUUCAAACAAGACGGAACCAGCAAUCAGGUCUGCUAUACAUUGCAUUUCCCCAAAGCAUGAUGGCAGACAAGGAUGACGAUGAGUCUGUUAAUAUAAAGAAGAGUAAAACCCUUAUAAUUCGUCACUUACCCGAUGACCUGACUCGAGAAGAGAAGGUGGAUAUCCUGAAAUACUUUGGAGCUGUGUCCGUCAGAGUCUUAUCAGAUAAAGGACUACUGAAACACACAGCUUUUGCAACCUUCGGAAGUGAGCGGUCAGCAGCCAAGGCUCUUAGAAGGCUUCACCAGUUGCAGGUGCUCAACCACACUCUGGUAGCAGAGUUCGCUGAAGACCACCAGCACGUGACGGUGCUGAAAGACCCACCAGUCUCUAACAGUGUCAAAGAAGGCAAAGAUGACAAGAAGAAACAAGAGAAAAAGCCAAGUAUCCCAGUAAUAGAGACAGGCAUCUCGCCCAGCCUUGGGUUGAAAUUUCAAGCAAAUCCCAGUCUCAAAUAUUUAUAUCCUCCGCCAUCAAAUGGAACUUUGGCAAACAUAACACAUGCUCUUCUGAGUGUGCCGAAGUUUUACUUUCAGGUUCUUCAUCUAAUGAACAAGAUGAACCUGCCAUGUCCCUUUGGCCCGGUCACACCCAGACCCCCCGUGGUCGAGUUUCCUGUCGCUCCCUCCAUCCCCAUGCCUCCCCCUUUCCCCCCCCUCUACCCCCCCUUACCGGAGGGCGACGUGGACCAGUCCAGUGGGGAGGGCUCGGAGUACGAGAGCGACGAUGAGGAUAAGGAGAGAAUUAUCCGUCUGAUGGGGCUGGUUAACCAGGCAUGCAAGAGGCCCCUGAGAGCCAAAGUGUCUUCCAAGAGAAAGAAACCCAAACUGAAGGACCUUCUCUUCGUACCAAAGCCAGACUCUCAGAGCUCCUCUGGCCCGGCCCUGCAGCCCUCCGACGUGUUUGAGCAGCCGCUGCCAUGCGGCCCCAAGAAGAUCGAGUUCCACAUCGCCACAGACACGGCCGCCAUGUUGGAAGGCGGAGCCCAUACCCAAGAGGCGGAGUCUGAAGAUGAGAACGAAGCAGAGCCUAGGGAGAGGGAGGCCCCAGGAGCAGGGCAGGAGGACCCGGGGGAGGGCUUCGGGAAGAUCUACCCCACCACCCAGGCCUCUCCCCGGGGGCAGGAGGACAGCGAGGAAGACGAGGACCUGCCCUCUGACGUCAUCUCCAGGAAGGAUCUGGAGAGGGGACGUCUGUCGAGAGACGAGAUAAAAAGGAUGUCUGUGUUUAAAAAUUAUGAACCGGGAGAGCCGACCUGCAGACUAUACGUGAAGAACAUAGGAAAGCAAGUUGAGGAGAAAGACCUGAAGUACAUCUAUGGAAGAUACAUUGACCUCUCCUCGGAAGCAGAGAGAAACAUGUUUGACAUUGUGUUGAUGAAGGAGGGCCGCAUGAAAGGGCAAGCCUUCGUGGGGCUCCCCAGCGAGCGGAGCGCCGAGAGAGCCCUGAGGGACACCAACGGGUACGUCCUGUACGACAAGCCCCUCGUCGUGCAGUUUGCCAGGUCUGCCAGACCCAAACCAGACGCCCCCGACCCCAAGAAGGGACCGAAGCGACGCUGAACAGAUAUUGAUGUCAAGUUGCGCCCUGAUAUUGUGGCCCAGCAGAACCGUUUGUAUCCUUAUUGCGAAAUAUCCUUUUAAAAGAACUGUGAUUUCCAUGAACCCAGCCUCACACUGAAAACAUUUAACAUCUCAUUUGAGUUAGAAUGCCAGUUAGCAGAUUGCAUAUCGGUCUCAACAGUUCUGAGCUCUGUCACAUACGGGAUCUCACACCGUUUAGUAAAUGUGCUCAGUCUUGCAUAUAUUACACAGGAUGCAGGUUUUAUGUCUUUCUUUAAUAUCCUGCUCCCCUGACAUCUAAGUGUUGCUGUGAAAGAAGGGUAUUUUAGUGAAAUAUCUGUGAAGCGAACAGCUCUACAUGAUCUUCUCAUCUGAUUCGUAACCGCAGGUGACGAUCGCUGACACUAAACUGAAGACUGUAUGGAGUGUUUUUUUCUUUCUUUUUUUUAAAAU
Molecule: messenger RNA, 2086 nt
Organism: Osmerus eperlanus (European smelt)
Lineage: Eukaryota; Metazoa; Chordata; Actinopteri; Osmeriformes; Osmeridae
Gene: rnpc3
Product: RNA-binding region (RNP1, RRM) containing 3
Exons: 16
Coding region: 89-1633 (514 amino acids)
Biological process (GO): mRNA splicing, via spliceosome
Cellular component (GO): U12-type spliceosomal complex
Molecular function (GO): pre-mRNA intronic binding; U12 snRNA binding; protein binding
Source: RefSeq, a predicted model, not a curated record